Xyrichtys novacula (pearly razorfish) is the source of this 9731-nucleotide messenger RNA. The record is from the annotation of a GenBank genome assembly. NCBI's taxonomy places the organism in Eukaryota, Metazoa, Chordata, Actinopteri, Labriformes, Labridae.
GUUAAACCAUUGCGCCGAACUCUUCCACACGUGUUGUUUCCAUGGUCGUCUGAGUUUUUUAAUAUCAGAGUGUGUCUGUGUUUGGGUGAAGUGUAAAUCAUCAGCAACCAAGAUGGGGAAGAAAGUCAAAGUCGGAAAGACCCGAAAAGAUAAAUUCUACCACCUCGCCAAAGAAACAGGUAGCGUGUCUCUCAUUGAUAAUAUAUAACAGCGUUAAGACCUCUAGUAGUUGGGAUAAGAUACUAGCUUUAACACCGCUGAUCUCCUUUCCACUUACUCUGUAACGUCGUCCUAGAAUUUGCCUUGAUCGUCAAUACUUUGUUGUGAACAUCUGUGUGUUUUUUCCUCCAGGUUAUCGAUCUCGUUCCUCCUUCAAACUCAUCCAGCUCAACCGUAAAUUCCAGUUUCUACAGAAAGCCAGAGCUCUGGUGGACUUGUGUGCUGCUCCUGGAGGAUGGUGAGCUGCCUGUCAAUGACACACGAUCAAAUGCUAAUAACUAAUCAAUCAUACUUAAAGCAGGUGUUUGUGGAGUAAAAGCGGUACAAAAUAAUGGCUCUCAGCAGGUACAGGGAGGAAGAAGGGCAUGAACUAUCAGGUGUUUUCACAAAUGACUAAUGUACUCAUUUAUUGUAUUUAUAUUGUAUAUUUUUGUUAAUAUAAUUUAAUUGCGCGGGAGACUGAGUGUUAUUAUUGAGUAAAGGAGAAGAUGUAAGGUUAAAAAAAGCAUAAUGCUUCAUCCUACUCCUUUUUGGACAUGUUGGGUUCACAUUAUUAAUAUUAGUUUUUUUAUUUUAUUGUAUUUUUGUUUGUUUUCUUUUGGUGUUGCAUGCACAUGUUCGAAAAAAUAAAUAAAUAAUAAAAAAAGAAAUAUUACAAAUAUAAGGUGUGAAAUGUGCUCAAACGUGCUCACUCUUCGCAGGUUGCAGGUGGCGUCCAAAUUUAUGCCAGUGUCAAGUCUCAUUAUCGGUGAGUUAACUGUCGCCUAUAUGAAUAUCACUAUAAAAAGUCGUUCUUGUCCUGCUGAGGCUUUAAACUGUAGUUAUUUUGAUAGGUCUCGGUGGUCUACUGUAGGAAAUGUUUAGGUAAACUCUUUCUUCUUGUCAGGUGUUGACCUGGUGCCUAUAAAGCCCAUCCCCAACGUGGUGGCACUGCAAGAGGACAUCACCACAGAGAAAUGCCGACAGGUAAGUCAGCCACUUUGAAGUGGAAAAAUUGGCAAUCAAUAACCAACUGGUAGCCUCAUUAAUCAUAAUAACCCAGAAAUAGAGGGGUUCAAUUGGCUUAGAUGACCACACUGUUAAUAAAAAACAAUGGACUGGUAAAUUGGCUUUAUUUAAAUUAUUUCUUAAAGGCUGAAUUUGAGAAAACUAUUCAUGCCUUUAUUACUUCACGUAUAGAUAACUGCAACUCCUUAUAUGCAGGCUUGGACAAGUCAUCCGCGACCACAUAACUCCUAUUUUAGUGACCCUUCACUGGCUCCCAGUCCAAUUCCGCAUUGAUUUUAAAAUUCUUUUAAUUGUUUUUAAAGCCCUCAAUGGUCUUGCCCCCUCUUUACCUAUCAGAGCUCCUGUAUCAUCACUCCCCAGCCAGAGCCUUAAGGUCCUCUGGCCAGUUACUGUUGAGCGUCCCCAAAACCAAGUCUAGAGGUGACAGGGCCUUUCCAGCGGUUGCCCCUAGACUGUGGAACAGUUAACCUGUCCAUAUUACAGCCUCACAGACCUUAGAGUCUUUUUAAAUCAUCUUUAAAGACCCACUUUUUCUCCCUUGCUUUUAAUAAAUAAGCACGCAGGAAUCAGCGGCACUGUAGCUUUUAUUCUUCUACUGUCUGCAUUUUAUUCUACUGUUUUUUUACUAUUGUUAUCUACUUGUUUUCUUACUUCUUUUAUUUAUCCCAUGUACAGCACUUUGUUUGACUGCUGUCUUUUAAAGGUGCUUUAUAAAUAAACAUUGACUUGACUUUGUUUUAAUCAUGCUUUCCCUAGUCUUUGUUGGGCCAUUCAAAACACUUCUACAUUGCUUGUCACAUUCACCCAUUCACACCACAUUCAUACACUGAUACAAGAACCUGCUAUGUAGAGCGCUCAUCAGUAUCAACUUAUUGGAUUCACGUACAGCUGGCUCAACUGUGGGGCAUUUUGGGGUCAAGUGUCCUGCCCAAGAACACAAUAGCUUGUGGACAGCAGCACCAAGAGAGAACAAGAUAUUUAUAAAAAUGAAAAUUAACUUGACUGACUUAAUUUAUGUUCUGUUUCUUUGUUUUGCAGGCUUUACGAAAGGAGCUGCAGACAUGGAAGGUUGAUGUUGUAUUGAAUGAUGGAGCUCCAAAUGUGGGAGCCAACUGGCAACAUGAUGCCUUUUCACAAGGUAGGAGCCAGCAAAGCCAAAGAUUUGGGACAUCAGAGAAAAAUCACCAGUCAAUCAAAAUUUGUUAUAGCUUUUACAAACCAAUAUAUCACGUCACGUCUUUUGUUUUAACAAUUCCUCAAGUUCUCCCUUUAUUUAUCCUUCUCCUUAUUUAUCCUUCCUCAGCUCACUUGACCCUCAUGGCUCUGAAGUUGGCUUGUGAGUUUCUGACCAAAGGUGGCACUUUUGUCACCAAGGUUUUCCGCUCCAAAGACUACCAGCCGCUGCUCUGGAUUUUCCAGCAGUUCUUUAAGAAGGUGCAGGCUACCAAGCCACAGGCCUCCAGGAAUGAGUCUGCCGAGAUCUUCGUCAUUUGUCAGAGUCAGUAGGAGCUACACCUUCAGUUCAUGAUGAGAAGAAAAAUCAUUUUCAUUUCUCUGAUCUGGUGUCUUUCCCUUCUUAGGUUUUCUUGCUCCAGACAAAAUUGACAACAAGUUCUUUGACCCUAAACAUGCGUUCAAAGAGGUGGAGGUGCAGGCUAAGACUGUGAGGGAGCUGAUUCCUGUCAAGAAGCCAAAGGUAUGUGCAGUGGAUAGCAAUUUCAUGUCAAAUCUCAAGUGCAAUAAAAACAUCCAACUUUAAUCCCCCGCAAUGAAAAGAUUCGCUAUAUCCUUAACUCAAGGAUGUCAUGUUUAUAUUUGAGGACACAUUUGACUCCGGGUGUUGAAUCUACGACUGACCAAGCAGCUGCUUCUCUGUUUCAGGCGGAGGGAUACGCUGAUGGUGAUCUAACACUUUACUACAGUUUCACAGUGACUUCUUUUCUGAAAGCAGACAACCCUGUAGACUUCCUGGGCAAAGCAAGUGAGGUGAGCUGUCCUUUUAACUCUUUUCACUGACUGAUGUAGAAAGCACCCCCUCAAACAUAUUCUAUUUCAUUAAAAUCUUGCAGAUAUAGGUAAUAAUCUAACGAGAGAAUAUAUACAGAAAGGAUCAAGCUAAUGAAACCAUCCCUGCUCUGUUAUUCUUACUCUGUUUUGUUCACUCAGAUCACUUUUGACAAUCCAGAGCUGGAGUCUCACUCCUCCACCAGCGCUGAGAUUAAGGAGUGUUGUCGUGACAUCAAAGUCUUGGGACGCAAAGAGCUCCGGUAAAUCAUCUUACUGACGACCGCAGUUGAUCAGAUAUCCCUGUUGGUGUUGUCCUCUUUCAAGAAUAAUUUACUGAAGUGAUUCAUGCUCUUUUGAUGUCGUCUUUCCCUCUAGCUUGCUGCUGAGCUGGAGAUCCAAGUUGAGGAGGUUCCUGGCCAAAAAACUGAGGAUGGGAGCCAAACAGCUCGACCAGGAGAUCAAGUAAAUUCUUUAAAGCACAUCUAUAAAACAAAUGUGAAUCCAUGCCUGAUUUUGCCAUCGCAAAUCUAUCAAAAACAUCUGCUUUGCUUUGUUUUCAGCUUAAGCACUGAUGAAGAGGAGGGAAAUUCAGAGGAGGAACCAGAGGUUAAAAAAAAAGAGGGGGAGGAGGCAGAAGAGGAAGAUGAGGAGGAGGAAAUGGAGAGGAAACUGGCCGAACUAAAAGCUGAGGAGGUAGCUGAGCUCAAAAGGUAUGAAAUGAUCACAACUUUAUUUUGUGAUGAUGAUUUUAAAAUGUAACUUUUGCUACUUGGUGUUUAAGAAACUGUUAAACUUGAAUUUCCAGACAUGAUGAUGGCAUCAAUUCUUUCUUUUUUCAUACUCUAUAAUGAAGAUCUUGAUCACUUUUGCGUUGUUCUACUGCUUUGUAGUCUCUAAAUCAAAGUAUUACUACCUUGAGAAAUAAUCUACAAACCAGUUUUUGAAGUCUUGUUUUGCUGACUGAAGGUGGAGCUCUUUUUCCUCUCCAGUGAUCUCGUACCAUCUUGUCUGUAACUGCUGCUAAUGUAAAAAGAACAUGAAACACAGCUUGACAUUUUGACAGAAAACUGAGUAUUAAAAGCAGUGAUGCUUCCUCAGGAAGAAGAGGAAACUGCUGAAGGAGCGGCGCAAGCAGAGGGAGAGGGUGGAGCUGAAGAUGGACCUGCCAGGCGUCUCCAUCGCUGAUACGAAUGACUCGUCCAUGUUCUCCCUCGCUACCAUCAAAAAGCAGCAGGUGAGGACAGCACAGACAUGAAAACAUCGGCGAAGAGCAUGAUCAAUCUUUACAGAGAUGCAGCUGCUCAUGCUCUCUGGUACUCACUUUUCUCCAUCAGGUGCUGGUUGAUAUAUCAAAGGGGGACAUGCAGGCAGCAGACAACCUGGUUGAAGAAGACGACGACCUGCACCUGUCUGAAGAGGAAGAUGACCAUGAAGAUGAGAUAUCCUUGGCUUCUGACUUGGAUGAUGAAGACAUGGAAGAGGUGGAGCAGAGACAGAAAAAGCUGGAAGAGAAAGCACCAAAGAAGAAGUGAGUGGCCAGUUUCACUGUAAACAAAACUGUCAUGUUAAAUACAGUGAUUUCGUUUCUAAUCUAGGAGAAACCAAGACAUGUUCACUUCCUCAAUGAUAACCUUUUUUUUUCUGUUUCCCAGAGUGAGUUUCGCUGAGGAAGAAGAGAAUGAUGAUGGAGGGGAGGAAAGCGGCUUGCUGGUGGAACUCGAGGGAAAGGAUGAGAAGAAAGAGAGAGAAUCUAACCUGUGGUUCAGCAAGGUUUGCACACACUCUCCUGCAUAAUCUAUUUACGGUCAUAUAGACUGGCUUUGUCUAGUACUUGGUUAUCUGUCACCUCAGUAAGUUCACUGCUGCUCUCUCCUGUGGCCUCCAGCUACAUUAUGAUUUAUUUUGUGCCACUUUUAAUCUUCUUGUACAUUUUCGUCUGUAGGGCAUCUUCUCUGAGAUCGAUCUGGAAGGAGACGCAGAGAGUGAGCUCCAACAGUCUGAGUGGCUUCAGAGCAAAAAAAACGGUAAAAGUCUUCAGUCUUCUUUAAUGUCAGACCCUGUGCCACGCACCUCUGUUUACUGUUUGGUACAUCAGCUAACCUGCAAAAAGACUUGACACAAUCAGAACUUGAACAUGGUUAUUCACCUGUCCUGCAGGCUGCUUACGGGUUUUUGUGGCCCACAACACACUUGACAUUUAUAUUUCCUGUGUGAUGACACAACACACUUUCCAUGCUGCCUCUCCUGUUUCUGUUCGCUGUAACAGACACACAGUGUAGAACACACAGGAGCAAUCAGGGGAAAACAACCUCCUGUAAACAGAGUUGUAUAUUCUCUCAGAUAUUUGGUGCAUGUGGCGAUUCAUAAUAUUUAGCCAGACACAACAAAGGAUAAACUAUGCUUUCAAAGUUAAUGUUAAAUUUUAGAAAAUUAAUAUAGAUAACAAUUUAAUCCUAUUAUGAUAGAAAUCUAGUGGGUUAGUGAGCUGUUUGUACGUCCUUCACUAAUCUGUGUAGGUCUGUAUUACAGCAUCAUGACGCAUCUGGAUAAAGUCAGAUACUGAAUCAAUUUGUUGACAAGAUAGUUGUUAUCAAAUCGUCAGAUGUAUGACUCCAAUAAAAUGUGUAUAAAAUGUCGCUCUCUGAGACUGUUGUAUUAAUGUCAAUUUAAAUUUUGUUGGAAAAGGGAAAAAGAGAAAAGCUCAAGAUGUGGAAGAAGAGGAGCAGGAAGAGGUGCAGGUUCCUCCUCCUGUGGAGGAAAAGGUGGGACCAUCACAGGAAGUCAAAGAGGACAGUGACAGCGACUCAGACGACAGCAGUGAUGACGAGAAGUAAUAAUUAAUUUUCUGACUUUUGUUUUGUCCUGGUUUUUUGUUGACAUUUUUAAAAUCUGAUAUAAAUGCAAAUAAACAAAUGUUUUUUUUUCCUUCCAGAGAGAUCAGCAGGAUGAAACAGGCCAAGGGGAAAGGUGGGAUGUCAGGACAGGCAGAUGACGAUGACUUCCAGGUUGUUCCUGUAGAAAGUACUAGUGAGUAUCAGAAACAGAGUAUUUGUAUUUCUGUGGCUAUUUACAGAAAUAUUACCACUAGACAAACCAGACAUCUUUCAAACAUUUCUGAUCAUUUGAGUGAUAAACUUUGUUUUAAUCCCUACAAAAAAGCAAGUCUAGUGUUAUUUGUAUCAAAAAAGUUUUGCACUAAGUUACCAGAAUGUUAUUAUGCUCCUCCUAACAUAUUUAUACGUAUGCACUCUGGAGUUUAACUGUCUCUGUCCUCCUCAGGUAAGAAAGCUAGGAUCUUGGAUGCAGAGGGCCUGGCAAUGGGAGCUCAGAUUGCUACAUCUAAGAAGAAAACCAGAGACCUGAUCGACGGCUCAUUUCACAGGUGGGAAUGUUUGUGUGUGAUCUGCAUAUGAUUUGUUUUCUUGACCAGGCACCUGGGUGCUCUGUGCACAUGUAGUCACAUGAAUGAGCAACAUUACUUACUAAAUAAAUCAGUCAUCUAAAGAGAACAAUUCAAUUAAUAUAUUUCAAUUAUACAUAUUACAUAUAUUUAUAUUAGUAAUAAACUUAAUAUGAAGCUCAAACCUGUUAAAUGCCAUAGAAUUUACCUAAUGUGAUAUAUAUAUAUAUAUAUAUUUUUUUUUUUUUUGUCAUAUUAAAAUUAAAUAAUGUGUCUGAAAGACUUCUGCCUGUUGUGAUCAUAACUGCCUCAAUUCUUCGUGGCAUAGAUUCAACAAGGUGCUGGAAGCAUUCCUCAGAGAGCUUGGUCCAUAUUGACAUGAUGGCAUCACACAGUUGCCGCAGAUUUGUCGGCUGCACAUCCAUGAUGCGAAUCUCCCGUUCCACCACAUCCCAAAGAUGCUCUAUUGGAUUGAGAUCUGGUGACUGUGGAGGCCAUUUGAGUACAGUGAACUCAUUGUCAUGUUCAAGAAACCAGUCUGAGAUGAUUCCAGCUUUAUGACAUGGCGCAUUAUCCUGCUGAAAGUAGCCAUCAGAAGUUGGGUACAUUGUGGUCAUAAAGGGAUGGACAUGGUCAGCAACAAUACUCAGGUAGGCUGUGGCGUUGCAACGAUGCUCAAUUGGUACCAAGGGGCCCAAAGAGUGCCAAGAAAAUAUUCCCCACACCAUGACACCACCACCACCAGCCUGAACCGUUGAUACAAGGCAGUAUGGAUCCAUGCUUUCAUGUUGUUGACGCCAAAUUCUGACCCUACCAUCCGAAUGUCGCAGCAGAAAUCGAGACUCAUCAGACCAGGCAACGUUUUUCCAAUCUUCUAUUGUCCAAUUUCGAUGAGCUUGUGCAAAUUGUAGCCUCAGUUUCCUGUUCUUAGCUGAAAGGAGUGGCACCCGGUGUGGUCUUCUGCUGCUGUAGCCCAUCUGCCUCAAAGUUCGACGUACUGUGCAUUCAGAGAUGCUCUUCUGCCUACCUUGGUUGUAACGGGUGGUUAUUUGAGUCACUGUUGCCUUUCUAUCAGCUCGAACCAGUCUGGCCAUUCUCCUCUGACCUCUGGCAUCAACAAGGCAUUUCCGCCCACAGAACUGCCGCUCACUGGAUAUUUUUUCUUUUUCGGACCAUUCUCUGUAAACCCUAGAGAUGGUUGUGCGUGAAAAUCCCAGUAGAUCAGCAGUUUCUGAAAUACUCAGACCAGCCCUUCUGGCACCAACAACCAUGCCACGUUCAAAGUCACUCAAAUCACCUUUCUUCCCCAUACUGAUGCUCGGUUUGAACUGCAGGAGAUUGUCUUGACCAUGUCUACAUGCCUAAAUGCACUAAGUUGCCGCCAUGUGAUUGGCUGAUUAGAAAUUAAGUGUUAACGAGCAGUUGGACAGGUAUACCUAAUAAAGUGGCCGGUGAGUGUAUAUAUAUAUUUUUGUCAUAUUAAAAUUAAAUAAUGUGUCUGAAAGACUUCUGCCUGUUGUGAUCAUAACUGCUCACUAAAUAAAAAAUUGUGAUAACUGAUAACAAUAGGCAAUAUUUAUAUGCAUUCUUUUUUUACACCACAGUUAAAAGCAGUCAGAAGCAGGAGUCGAUUUUGGUAGUGCCUACUAAAAAAUUGGAGCUACUAAGAUAUUGGGAAUAUGUAUAUUUUCCUUCUGCAGUUUACAUGCAGCUCAUGUUUCAUGAAUGAGACCUGAUAUUUGCUUUUAAAAUUGGAAGAAUAUUUUUCAAACAUUGCCUUCUGCUUAUUUUUGUUGUUCCAUCAAUUCUCAAAAAGCUGACUUUGAAAUUUAAUAUGGUCAGUCACACUUUAAUGGUUGACCCCCCCAUCCUCAUGUGUUUGUGUACAGUAAGCUGACUGUGUGCUUCUGCAGGUUUGCCAGCUCUGAGGAGCAGUGGGAGGUACCUAACUGGUUCCUCGAUGACGAGCUUAAACACCGGAAGAAACCAGUGCCGCUCACCAGAGAGAUGGUGGAAGAGUACAAACAAAAAUGGAAGGAGAUCAAUGCCAGACCCAUCAAAAGAGUUGCCGAGGCCAAGGCCAGGAAGAAGAGGAGGGUAAGAUGAGAGGAAAAGUCAAAUAAAAACUUCAAGAUAACUGGAUAACUCGAUGUUUUGUCACCAUGGCAUCUGUGGUUCUGAAUUUGUGAUUUUCCUUUUGACUUUUCCAGAUGUUGAAAAAGAUGGAGCAGGCAAAGAAGAAAGCAGAGGCUGUCGUCAACACAGUGGACAUCUCAGAGAGGGAGAAGAUGGCUCAGCUGAAGAGGUAUGAAGGUUAUACCUGUGGGGUUGGAGCUCAAAACCUUAAAUCAUGACAGGAUGUAUUUCUUUACAUUUUAUAACCCCACCAAAAGACUAACUUAAUCAUUUUGUCUUGUUCUGUUCAGCAUCUACAAGAAAGCUGGUCUGGGGAAAGAGAAGAGAGAAGUUACCUAUGUUGUGUCCAAAAAGGGAGCUGGCAAGAAGGUUAGACGGCCGGCAGGUGUAAAAGGAGCUUUCAAAGUAGUGGACAGCCGCAUGAAGAAAGACAUGCGGGGAAUGCAGAGAAAAGAACAACGUGCCAAAGGGGGCAAAGGAAAGGGUGGAAAAGGUAAAGGAGCACAGUCAAAGGGCGGAAGAGGCGGGAUGAAGGGUGGAAAGGGCCGAAAAGGAAGAUAAACUUGGGCCUGCAAGUGCGUCACAGUCCUGCCUAUCAACUGUCCAAUGUUGCCUUGGCUCAUAUCCUUUAUGUGAGAGGUCUUGGAUCUUUGUGAGCAAAGAUGGCUUUCACAAUUUGAUCCUCUUAUAUGAGGCACGGUGAUGAAAAUGAACACAUGGACACGCCGUAUUAGCAACCUUUGCCAAGGUUCCUCAAACUCAUGGAGACUGAGGGUAUUGGAAUUCUGGUGGUUCAAGAACGUCUUUGUUAAGAUGUUGUAUACUUGCUCUGAACUUUGAGAACCAGAGUAGUUUCACAAACCAGAUUCAUGAAAAUAAAGUAACAAAUGUUUUCCAUAAGUUGGUAGUUAUGUAAAUAUUAUAAACAUGUUUGCAAUAAAUUUUUUGUUGAAAGAAAUCA